AUGGUAAAAUCUCCCUCAGUGAAUUAUCAACUUUGGAAUAAAGUGAUGCCCUUUAGAUCUGGCUGGUUUGCAAAGCAAACCAGUAUGGAGAACAAAAAAUUUGGUGAAGUAGGUAGAAAUAUGGGGCAAAGUCAAACUAUUUGGAAUGUGACUUCACAAUUUCAGUUGUUAACACUACCUAAAACACUCAGAGGCCGUAUCCACAGAAUAUUGAAUUACAGAGUACAGCUUAGAGUUGUAGUUAUUCCUACAAUAUUAAUGUAUGGUUUUCAGAAAGUUACAGAUCCUGAAGAGAACAGGCUUGAGAAAGCAGUCAUCUACUUGUCAGAAAACAUUUUUAUUUUGGGAGUAGGUAUCUGUUAUUUGUUGGAUAUACCUUUGUCCAUAAGAAAACCAGAUUGGUCUGGGUGA
Rangifer tarandus platyrhynchus (Svalbard reindeer) is the source of this 411-nucleotide messenger RNA. The record is from the annotation of a GenBank genome assembly. NCBI's taxonomy places the organism in Eukaryota, Metazoa, Chordata, Mammalia, Artiodactyla, Cervidae.